Messenger RNA from Fraxinus pennsylvanica, 3003 nucleotides. The record is from the annotation of a GenBank genome assembly. Lineage: Eukaryota; Viridiplantae; Streptophyta; Magnoliopsida; Lamiales; Oleaceae.
AUGCGGGCUCGGUCUAGGCAGCCUGUUAAAAGGUACAAGAAGUUGAUCGCAGAAAUUUUUCCUCAAUCCCAGGAAGAAGAACCUAAUGAUCGAAAGAUGGGGAAAUUAUGUGAAUAUGCCGCAAGAAAUCCUUUGCGCAUCCCAAGGAUUACAAGUUUCCUUGAGCAAAGGUUCUACAAGGAAUUACGAAAUGGAAACUUUCGUUUGGCAAAAAUUGUUAUGUUUAUUUACAGGAAAUUGAUAGUUUCUUGCAAGGAGCAAAUGCCUUUGUUUGCAACUAGUCUAUUAAGCAUUAUGCAAAUUCUGCUGGAUCAGACAAACCAGGAUGAAAUGCUAAUUAUAGGGUGCCAGUCUAUCUUUGAUUUUGUAAAUAAUCAGAUUGAUGGAACCUUUAUGUUUAACCUAGAAGGAUUUAUUCCAAAGCUCUGUCAAUUGGCUCAAGAAGAUGGAGGAGAUGAGAGAGAACAACAUCUUCGUGCAGUUGCACUACAAGCUUUAUCCUCUAUGGUCUGGUUCAUGGGGGAAAAUUCUCAUAUUCCAGUUGAAUUUGACAAUAUUGUUUCUGUAGUCUUGGAAAAUUAUAGAAGUCCACUAAAGGAGUCCCAAGAUCCCAACCAAAACCAUUGGGUGCAAGAAGUUCGUAAAAUUGAGGGCCAUGUCUCUCCUUCACCAGAUGUCUUGAUGAGGGUUCCCUCUUGGAGGAUGAUUGUAAACGAGAAAGGAGAACUCAAUAUGACAGCGGAAGAUGCCAAGAAUCCAUGCUUUUGGUCUAGGGUGUGUUUGCAUAACAUGGCCAAGCUAGGGAAGGAGGCUACAACUAUGCGCCGGGUUUUGGAAUCCUUGUUCCGGUAUUUUGAUAAUGGAAAUCUAUGGCCUGUUGAACAGGGGAUUGCUUUUCCUGUCCUCAAAGAGAUGCAACUUUUGAUGGACGACUCAGGACAGAAUGCACAUUUUUUGUUGUCGAUAUUAGUCAAGCAUCUUGACCAUAGAAAUGUUCUUAAACAACCUUAUAUGCAGCUUGACAUCGUUGAGGUUGCCACUUCCCUUGCUCAACUCACCAUGGUGCAGUCAUCAGUAUCUAUAGUCAGUACGGUGGGUGAUGUUAUAAGGCAUCUGCGUAAAAGCAUACAUUGUUGUCUUGAUGAUUCAAAUCUGGGAGAGGAAUUAAUCAAAUGGAAUAGAAAAUUUUAUGAAGCCGUGGAUAAGUGUCUCACAGAAUUGUCAUCUAAGGUUGGAGAUGCAGGUAUAAUCCUUGACGUAAUGGCCACAAUAUUAGAGAGCAUCUCAAGCAUUAAUGUUGUAGCUAGAACGACCAUCUCUGCUGUUUACCGCACUGCUCAAAUUAUAGCUUCUAUCCCUAAUUUAUCGUAUCAAAACAAGGCUUUCCCUGAGGCUUUAUUUCAUCAGUUGCUUCCAGCUAUGGUCCAUCCAGAUCAUGAAACGCGAGUUGGAGCUCACCGGAUCUUCUCUGUUGUCCUUGUGCCAUCUUCCGUUUGCCCUCAUUCAUACUCAUCCUCAAUUGGCAUGAAGAAGACUACUGACUUUCCGAGAACACUCUCAAAAACUGUUUCUGUAUUUUCUUCAUCGGCUGCCCUGUUUGAAAAACUGAGUGACCAAAAAAGUUCAAGGGAAAACCUCAAUGAAUUGAACAACGAAAAAUCUUUAGGUGAGGGAGAACAAAGAAACAACCCUAGUGGAAUGUUUGAUAGAAUUAAGUCAACUUAUAGUCAAGCGUACAGCUUCAGAAGUUCACCAGCACCAGAUGUAGAUUCUGCAACCAAGUCAAGUAAAGAAAUGGAUGCCGUUGCUCUUAGGCUGAGCAGCCACCAAAUAAGCCUUCUGCUCUCUUCUAUUUGGGCACAAUCCAUGUCUCCUUCAAACACGCCUGAAAAUUAUGAAGCUAUUGCUAAUACAUACAGCUUGGUUUUGCUGUUCUCUCGAGCCAAGAACUCCUACCGUGAUGUUCUAAUAGAGAGUUUUCAAUUGGCAAUUUCAUUAAGGAGUGUCUCUCUCUUAGAAAGAGUGCCACUGCCACCAUCUCGCCGCAGAUCCCUCUUUGUGCUGUCGACUUCUAUGAUUAUAUUUUCAUCGAAGGCAUUCAACAUCCUUCCUCUUGUCCCACGUGUCAAGGCUAUACUUAAAGAUAAAGUGGUCGAUCCAUUUUUGUGCUUGGUUGAUGAUUGUAAGUUGAAGACUUCGGAUACAGGAUCUGAUCAUCCGAAAACCGUUUAUGGGUCAAAGGAAGAUGACAGUUCAGCUUUGAGAUGUCUUUCAGAAAUAAAAAUCACCCAGGAACAGACUACAGAAUGUCUUGUUUCUGUUAUUAUUAAUAAUCUGGAUAAUUUGACAAAUUCUGAAGAAUCUUCCAUAAGGGAGCAGUUGCUCAAAGGAUUUAUGCCUGAUGAAGAAUGCUUUCUGGGAGUCCAGGUGUUCACAAACACCUCUAACCAAGCGCAUCCGAGGCAUACAACGAACUUUAAAUCUCUAAACAAUGUGGCCUCAAUUUUGGAAAUAGAUGAUGAUUCUCUUCUGGAUCCAAAAAGUAGUCAACAUAAUUCACUGUUGGCCCUUGAAAUUCCUGACCUUUUGAGCGUCGAUCAACUUCUACAAUCUGUUCUGGAGACUGCACAUCAAGUAGGCAGAUUUUCUACAAGCAAUGCUCCUGAUGCAUCUUAUAAGGAAACAGCCAAUCAUUGCGAGGCACUUUUGAUGGGAAAGCAGCAGAAAAUGUCUUAUUUGAUAAGCGCCCAACAUAGGCAAGGGAGUUUAUUGACCAUAUCUUCACGGAGUUCUGGCCAACGGCUACCUUCAUUUGUCAUUGCUGAUGGCAGUUUCCAAAAGCAGAGUGUGAAUCCAUUCAUGGAUCAGAACGUGCCCGAACUUCCCAACAGACUGUUAACGAGUGGGAUCCCCACACUAUGCGCUGCUGUGCAUCAUCCUCAAUCCUUCAGGCUGCCUGCAUCAAGUCCAUAUGACAAUUUUUUGAAGGCUGCUGGAUGUUGA